UGUCUGUAUAUCAAUGGUAUACCAAUACAGAUUUUUUUUAAAAAGGAGUUUAAUACAGGUAAUGGAAAUGAAUAAUAACAUUUUUGCACUUGGUAUACGAAAAAAUUCAUGAUAUCAAAUUUCAGAGUUUUAAAAGGACAUAUUAGGAGUAAUGUCAUUUUCUAAAAUUUCACAUAAUUUUCAAGAUCUUGUCUUAGAAUUUAAAAAGAAACUUUUCAAAAAGUGUGGGUUAGAGAUCAAAUGAUUUAUUUAUUGGCGAAAAUACUGAAUUUUUAUUCAAAAUUUCAAGUAAAUUAAACUUGUUAAAAGAUUUUUUGUAUUAGAACAUAAUUAGAGUUAUCUUUCUUUGAUUUUCUGUAUCUCAAUGGUAUUCCAAUAUAUGGUAAACCAGGCCAUGUAAUGAAUGCAUCGAAUGAGGAACCGGAGUCAGUUAUCUUGUGUCGACAGAGGUCGCCACAGGAAAAUGCGGUCCAACACACUAUCUGUAUGGAUACAUUGAAGCUACCAAUUCUGACUUUUCUACGACGGUGAGAGAGCUGGUGUCGGUCUUAUUGACACAGGCUGUCGAGGACGGUCUUGAAUGCUUCGAAAAUUUUAGCACACACUAUAUGGUCUUCAAGCUGGUUCCAUUUGAUUAUGGCAUCCAUAAAGAAUGAAGAUUUGUAUUGUUCUGUGUUGGCUGUAGUUAUUUCUAAGCACUUGCUGUUGUUUUUAACUUGGUUUGAAAGAAUGUGUUUACAGUCUCCGAAAGUUUUUAAUUCAAUUUGUCUUCUUGGUUUUCCUUUGUUUACAAAGUUUUGUGGCGGUAGCCCCGGUACCAACCCCUCAACCACCUUAUAUAACACGAUGAGUCGUAAGCUGGUUCUUCUGGUCUGGAGAGGUUGUAAUUCCAGCUCCUUGGCCAUUUUGUAUCCCUCUUCUCUAGAUCUGUAGUCUCUUUUUAUGAAGCGGAUGACUUUGCGUUGGACUCUUUCCAGUUUAUCAAUGUCUUGUUUCUGAGAAGGGUCCCAAAUGGUGGAUCCGUAUUCUAGAGUUGAUCAUGGAGAUAUACGCUGUUUUUCUACAGUUUUCUAUGCAGUGUGCUAAGUUCCGUCUGAGGAAACCUAGUGUCGAUUGAGCUUCUUUUUUUUUUUUUUUUUUUUGGUUAUUUUAUUUAUGUGGGUUGUCCACUUCAGAUCGGAUGAUAUUUGUAGGCCUAAGUAGGGAUUGUCCUGAACUUGUUCUAGGACAUGGUUUCCAACUUCCAAGUGAGUAGAACUUGGUGGGUUUUUUGCCGGAUGCUCACAAUGUAGCACUUUUUUGCAUUAAACCGCAUUCCCCAGUCAUUGGCCCAUUUCUGAAGGUUGUUUAGUCUGUAAUUUCUCUUAGUCUCCAUAGCAAUUGAUGCGACGGUAGCUUUACAAAAAAAAUUAAAGAUACAAAAUAAUUGAACUUUUAAUUAUACAAUUAAUAGAAUAUUGUCUUUCCUAACUUUAAAUUGAAUUAUAAAAUUAUGUCCUUAUUGAACUCGUAGCACUUGAGUGCGUCAGUAUAACGCCGUGCUCCCACUUCGUACUUCCUAAAGACGUGAAAAUCACAAUUCAAAAAUAGUAAUAAGAUUGCUUUAUCAAAAUAAAAUAAUGUGAUUUCCACUUUAAAUUUGAUUAUUUUUAUUGAUUUGUGUGUGUGUUGUCUUUUUCUUUCUUUCCGAAAUGCACUCGUGACAAUAGCUUGGCAUAGGGCCUAGUUGUCAACAAUUUAACGUAGCAUAAUUUGUCUAAUCCAAAAAUAAAUAAUGAUUGCACUGUUUAUUUUAGAAAAACAGCACCAAUUACAGAUGUUUAAAGGAAUAAUAUCACCAAACAGUUUGUAGACAGCGACCCAUGCAUAUAAACAUUAUUUACUCACAAUAUUGCCGAUUUCAUACACGCUUUACUCGCUAUAUUUGGGUAUUUACAUCGUUAUAUGUGUGCACUGGUGGCGAAAACAUAUAAAACUCGGAAAAUUUGUCAACAUCGAUUUAAAUGUUGCCCAUGAUAGAUAAAUUAGGACCCUAAAAGUUGAGUUUUUAAUAAUAUCUCGCAGUACUUUCACAAUCCGAAGGGCGCAUGUUACGUCACUGUACCACGAGACUACCUACUUAAUUAACUAGACUUUUUGAAAUCGGGGCUAGAUUUAAGUCUGUAUUGUGGUUAAUUAUCGCAAAAUUUCGGCGAACGAAUUAUUAGAAUUAAUUACUAUAAGCAUAAAGAAGACGAAAUGCAUGUAAUGUUGUAUACUUUGAAAACAUGAGAUGUAUCCUUUAAUGAAUUUCCAUUCGGCUUUCCUCGGUUUUGAUUUGCAUUCUUUCUGGUAUUGUUUGUAGUUUGACCACUUUUUCGUUUUCUUUGCUUGAUUGUACAGUAUUGCCUGUUUUGAGUAGUUUUCUUUCCCUGUGUGCAAUGCAUGGGGCUGAUUGUUUGGAUUUUAAUUCCUUGGAUGGUAUAUGCUCGUCUAGGCUUUGAUGGAUCUUUGGUUUGAAAGUAUCCCGGAUUUCAUGAAUACUUUUCCCUUUUGAGUGAAGAUCUGAUAUUGUCUCGGCAAGAUUUGUUAGUGAUGUUUUAGGUCUUGCCAUUUAGCUUUUGAGUAGAUGUAGAUUUUCCUAGGUGUUGUUUUGUGGUAGUAUGGUUUUGUCUCCAGAUCUGUAACAAUGAUAUCGUGAUCUGAGUUUUCUGGAACACUAACUGAUGAUUUUAUUACAGACGUGUUUGAUGUGAAAACGAGGUCUAAUAUAUUGUCACCCCUUGUCGGUUGGUCAUGGAUCUGUGAAAGGCCCGCCGUAUUGGUUGUUUCCACGAUUAGUUGUUGUAUCUCCUUGUCAUUUCCGUCUUUGAUUGACAUGUUGUUCCAGUCAAUAUCUGGACAGUUUUAAAUAGUCUCCUACUAAGUUGGUGUUUUUAUUUGUAUUAUAUGUUGCUUUUCCAAGUGAUUUUCCUAGCUUAGUGAGGUCUUCCUUAUUUCUGUGUGGCAUAUAGAAUGAUGAUAUUAGCAUUUCUUUGUUUUUAUCGGUUUUUAUUUUGACCCAUUCUAUCUCACAGUUGGUUACUAGUUCUGGUUGUUCUACCGAUAUGAUGCUUUUUUCCACUAGUAUAAAUACGCCUCCUCCCAGGUUCCCCCUGUCAUUCCUGAAGACAUUGUAGUUAGAUGGAAAUACUUCACUUGAUUUGAUGGCGUCUUGUGUAGGAUUUUUUCCUGGUUUGAUGCCCUUUAGCCAGGACUCAGUCCCGCAUACAAUAUCUGGUUUAAGGUAGUCAAUGGCUAAGGCUAGUUCUUGGCUCUUAUCUUUUAUACUACGACAGUUUAUAGUCAUAAUUCUUAUGUUUUGGGGACUGAAAAUGGGUUUUCAUCCAAGAGCUUGUUCUGCGUAUAGUCAGUUUUUAAACCGAGGUAAGCUACUGACAAACAAGUUGAUGGUACAGGGGUUUCAACAGUGUUGAUUGAAGUCAGCAUUUCGCAAAUUCUAUGGUCGUUAUAACGAUCUAGUUCGUCAAUACAACCUAUCAUUGAGUCAAAUGCUAUCUGACGUGUUUCAUACCGAUUGUUAGGCCGUUCUUGGCACAUUGAUUUUGACUACGGAUAACUCCGUUUACCCGAUCAAGAUAUAGGGCUCACGGCGGGUGUGACCGGUCGACAGGGGAUGUCUACUCCUCCUAGGCACAUGAUCCCACCUCUGGUGUGUCCAUGGGUCCGUGUUUGCCCAACUAUCUAUUUUGUAUUGAUUUUAGGAGUUAUGAAAUUGAUCACUGUUCGUUAUCUUCACCUUCAUCCAUAGAUGUUGAUGGAGGCUUGGCGUUACUUGUGGUUUUGGUGUUCCUUGAAUCACUCAUAUGGGUUUAAGGGCUACUGGUUGUUAGUGGACUGAAUAAGUCGGUUCUAGUUGACUCCAUGCUGCAAUCGAUGUUUGACAGUGGUUCAUAUAUGUUCGAUAAGUUGAUUUUAUAACUACGGAAGGUGAAUGUUGUUGCGUUUAUGGUGUCACAUUUACAGCAUAGUCAUUGUAAAUUUGAUCUUUCUAAUAGUUUGUAGUCAUGUGUGCAGAGUUCAGUGCAAGACUGAUGGUACCAUAUGUCACAUCCAUCACAGCAAACACCUUUACAUUUCCAUGUAACGGGAUGUGCGCAGAGGCCACAUAGAUAGAUUGAAGUUUGUUUGUUUCGUGGUCCUGGGUUUAAUUCUGUAUAUCCAGACAUUAUAAUGACAAGAAGCAGGAUGGUUUUAUUCUUGUUGAUUGCAAUUGGUAAAAUGAGUGAUUCUGUACUUGUACUCGACAUCUUUAGGUUUAUGAUUGAAAGAAGCAUUUGCUGUUGGUCCCAGCUCCAGUUGUUCCAUUUUGUGAAACCUAACAUUAGAACGAAAAUGAACAAAGUCAGGAUACCCAUGGUAGGUAUAGCGCGGGAUUCCACACUGACCUGUUCAGUAUAGCGUGGCUGACCCACACUGACUGAAUAUAAGUAGCCUGAUUUCUAUUUCCGUUCAAAUUAUAUAUUUUUACUUCACUUGUUGUUUUGGUGUUUCCCAGCAGUCUUUUUUUUUUUAGUUUUGUCAAUGAUUUUUUCAGUCAAACUUUUACUAUCAGUUUCCCAGGGUGUAUACCGGCCGCAAGUAGUUUGAAGUUGUGGAAUUUGCGGAGCUUGGGUUUCCUAUUCUUCCCGCUCUUGACUCUAGAUGUUUUGUACAGGUCUGAUGUGAAUGAGGGCGAGUGCUUUCCAAGGUUUUUAUUGAUAGUCCGAAUUUUGGUGUUGAGCUGCGAUAUUUGCUGGGCAAGUUUAGUAUUUUGAUCGUCAAAGAUACUUGGAUCUUUGUGGCCUUUAUUCUGAUUCCAGCAUUUGAUCGAGUACAGUGGAAUUUCGAGUAUUGUCACCUUUGAUCCAGGGUGUUUGUUUGUGAUCUUUAUGAUUUCUUUGUAUGAUUUUUCUAUUUUUAGUACUUCCUCCUCAGUUUCUGACUUUAAGUUUAUGUAUUGUUUAUUUUUUUCUGUUAGAUUACAUGCGCCGAGCCAUACAUAUAGCCAUAUAUCUCCAUGUUGAAUUAUUUUCCUUACGAUUGACAAUUAUAACCAACGAGUGCUUUCCUAAGUUUUCGCGCCGCUUUUUGUCCACCAGAUUAUUUCAUUAUCAGUUGUAAUUUUUCUUUGGAGCCACGUUCCUUUGCUGUCUGACAAUAUUAUUGGUUGUUGAAGGCGUUUCCUUGAGGUUGUGGGAGUUGGGUUUGACAGGAACUUCUCUAGUUUACUUUCUGUCAUUUGACAGGGAUUUCGCAAUCCAAGAUGGCGACUCUCAAUUGGCGAUGUAUAACUAUAAGGUGGUACAUUGGGGCUGGAGUUUUGGACUUACCAAUAGCUUAGCAACUUACAUUUCGCGAUUUGUAUGGAAGGAGAAGAUUACUAAGUCUUAUCUGCAAGCGGAUACAGAAGCCAAAUUGGGACCUAUCAAAAAUAUUUUUGAAUUUGUUUUGAAAACUGUAAUAUCACAACAAAGCGAAUUCUUGAACAAAAAUAUUCUUCGGAAAUGGAGAUGUGAGAUUGAUCACUGUUCGUUUUCUUCACCUUUCAUUCAGUACCCAAAGGCCUGUGCAAAUGUACACUAAAGUAGGUCAGAUCUAAGUUACGCUAGCCUAACUUUGCCUUCUAUAGAUACAUCCAGAUUUUAUAUUUAGUGUAUCAUUGAACAUGUUGAAGUUUAAUUAAAAAAUCAAUUCAAUAUUUAAUUACCUCUAAUAUUUAGCCAUCGAAAAAAAAAUUAAAUUAUGAUUUGUUAUAUGCUGUUUGAUUCAAAAUGAUUCUUCAUUCUUCAAGAUUCAUUUUGUAGAUAUUGCUGGCUUUAGAAUCCAGGUCUGAAAAGCAAUAGGUGGAGAAAGAAAAAGUGGGUUUGGUCAGAUGUUACAUCUUAUGAAGAUUUUAAAAAAGAAAUCUUAACAUGGAUGACACAAUAGAUAACCAGUGCGAAAACGAUCCUCAAGUGCAACAGAAUGAAGGAACGCAGUUUUAUCGAGAAGACGAAAAGAUAAAAGGGUCCCAAUCUGAGAAAUUGUCUAACCCCACGGAUAGAACAGUUACUAUCGGUGCUGAAUCGGACAACAUUGAUGAGCAGACUCUCCACGGAUGUACAAUUCGAAUAAAAUCUCCAACAGAAAACUUAGUCAUCCACCGCGAUAAAGACAGACAUGAGGUAAAAGACACUGGGUUUCACAAAUCGGCAUUAAGUACAGAACCACAUGACGCAGGUGAACAAAACAAUGGAUCAAAUAAAGGUAAUGAUACGCUAGAGGAGCAGGAUAAUGAAAACAGACAGUUACUAAACGCAAAAACUGACAUAGGAAACAAAAAGCAUAAUACACACAGAGAAAUGAAUGCCGAUUCUGAAAGUGUCGAAGUUGGAGCAGAUCAAUUAGAAAAUGUCUUCGAGAAAAAGGAGAUGUCGGUAGUGUGUCGUGACGAAAACAGAUCAGAAAGAGAAAGAAAAUUUAAUGAAAGUUUCUCUAGAUUAACCAAAGAUGAAAAGAAAAAAGAUCCACCUUCAUCCACUAUAACACGCAGACAUAUUGACGAAAACGAAACGGACUCGCAAAAAAGAGAAGGAGUAUUUGAUGAAGGUUUCACCGGAUCAUCAACAGGUGAAAUUAAAGAUGAUCCAACCUUAUCUACUGUAACACACAAACAAGACGAAAAAGAAAUGGCUCAAGCAGAAAACAACAAUGUAUUGAAGGAUAUAUCAGGUUAUCAAGAAUAUCAAAUUAGAGAAACUCAAAUGUCAGAUUCAAGAACAUGUCAACACAAAGAACCUUCUGAAAAACAUAAAGAUGUUACAGGCGGGACGAGAAAUCCCAUAUCAAACAUUUCAACACUACAGAAAGAACCUUUUGAAGAUUCACGAUUCUUAGAUACUCUAAAAGAUGAUGUUGAAAACAAACACGCUAGGUCUGCAUCCCCUUUUAAACAAAAACUUAAACCGUUGGCCUCUGCAACUAAUGCAUCACGAAUAAAGCAUGACCAGUGCUUCAAAUCGUUUCCUCUUGAUUUCGAAGUUUUUUCAUCAAAAGAGAAAAAAGAGCAACUGUCAAUUUUCCAAAGUGAGAGCAAACAUACAUCAAAAAUGGCAUGCUGUUUGUGCAAUCGGUGGUGUUUGCACUGGAACGUUUGCAAGGAAUGCAUGAUUUUCCUGUGUGAUUCUUGUAUGACUCUGUAUCACCCACAAACGCUGCUUCAUGCUACAUUCCAAGCAAAAGCGUUUUCAGAUUUUGGUUGCCUCGACCACAUGAUGAUCUUCCAGUAUUUCUGUUGCGAUUGUAACAGCCGACGGUGUAAAGAAUGUUUAGGAAGCAGAAAAUGCAAAGAUCAUGUUUUAAUGGACAUUUUUACAAAUUUAGACUACAUUGAGAAGGGAAGUGGAAAACACGAAGCGCAAGCCUCAACAAAGAUGUUAAGCAAAGCAACAAGAUCAGAGAUAGAAAGACUCACACAGGUCCAGCUUGUGCUUUCCAAAGAGGACGACGCUUUGCCGGAUGACUGUUGUAAAUAUUGUCGUUUGACACAUGAACGUUACAACAUUUGUGAAGAUUGCAUGGUAUAUUUUUGUGAUGACUGCUUCAAGCGAUACCACCCUGCAACUCAUACCAUCUGCAAAUCUAAACCAUUCCUUGCUUUUGCCUGUCCUGAACACAAACAAAUCUGUCGUCAUUUCUGUGAAUUGUGUAAAGCACAGAAAUGUGAUGACUGCAUCGCUAAGAAUGGAAAAUGUUCUGGUUCUGAACAUCAAAUAAUACAAUUGCUGAAGUAUAUCUCACAACAAAAGGACAACUUUGAUGAAACAAUACACGAUGUUUCAACUGCAAGUUCCCGGACCAUCAAUAUGUUGUCGGAGCAGUUGGACAAGACAGAGAACGUAAUUUUGAUGAACAAUCUUCGAAAUAAGGAGAUAUUGAAACAGGAGUUUGCAUCACUUCGUCAUCUGAUUACAGAACGAGAACAGCAAAUGUACAGGGAUUUAGGGGAGGAAUACAGUGCAAAAUUGAAAACAAUACGGCAACGGCGACUGCAAUAUGGAUCAUACUUGAUGAAAGAUAGUAAACUUCUCUCGAAAUCAUUGCACACCUUAGGGAAAGAAUCUCUACUCAGUUUUCAUUUUAGUGGACAAACAUUGUGGAAAAGAAUCAAUCAACACAAGAGAGAGUUGGAGUGUCUUGAAAGUCCCGAUGACAUAUCUGUCUCGACCUUGAUAUCCCCGUUAUCUCUGUAUGUUGAAAAAACCGAACUGGCUAAAUCCUUGCAGCUACGAAAUUCAGCAUCGUUCCACCUUACAUGUCCACGACAUAUUGUGUAUCUGGAUGAUGUAACAGAACCACUUCGUGUUCAGGAUUUCGUGAACAUUCCCAGCUCUACUCUGUCCAGUACUUGGACGAUGUCUGUCGAAAUACGAGACUCAGUGAAGAGAGUCGUCUGGCGAACUGACGACUGUUCUCAGGACGAAUGUAUCGCAAAUGUUAGAGGAAAAUUCUUUUUAGAACCAAAGAGUAGAUACUUGGUCAAAUUUUCUCUGCAAACGACAACCCAUGUGUCCAAGUUCAAGAUGACACAAAACAUAAGUAAACCAUGCCAUGUUUUACUCGUAACAGGAAAUGAAGCAACAAUGGAUACAGGAUUUGAAUGGAUUGGAGGAACCUGUGUUGUUGGACUGAACAUUAGCUGGAAAGAAAGGCAACAAAUAGAAACUUUGCUGUUAUUAAAGUAUGGCUGCAAUCCAUAUAAUCUACAUGUUCCAAUACAGAAGGAGCAAUUCAGCUUUGAGGAACGAAGAUUUAUUUGUGAUUUCGGAAAAGAUAAAAGAAAGUCAAAGAAAAAGAAGAAAAAAUGAAAAAAGGGGGGAGGACAGAAGUGAGAAAACCUGUAAGGAGGACAAGGAGAUAACUUCAAAUCAGUGAAUAUGAAUCAAAAGGAACGGGGAUGUCUACUCUGAAUGGAGAAUUCAAAACGACCAAAGCCGAAGCUUAGACAUCUUUUUGUGCAAAACAUGUAUCUAUUGUUCAUUUAGUAACAAUGUUACUGGAAAAAGUUUUAAGGUGAAGUUUUUGACCAUUGAUAUCAAAACCCGGGGGGGGGGGGGGGUGUAUUGUUUUUGGUGAGUGUGUAUCCAAGUUUUUCUCUUCUUGCAAAACUUUAAUUUUCGCCAUAACCUUUAAACUAUGAUAGAUGAUAAAUUCAUUCUUGGUUAACUGAAAGAUCAAGGAUAUUCCCGUGGACUUCAGUGUUUGAGGGCGUGUGUUUUAUUUAAAAUUCCUGAUUACUUUAUAUAUUGCUAAGUAGUACAUACAUGUAUCUUUUUUUCCAAACAUUGCUGAAAAGGACACUUUCAUUAAGAUGCAAACAUUGCUAGUAGUGUAAACAAAUGUUACAAGAUUGUAUUUCAACCAAACAAGACUUGAGUAUUUCAAAAUGUUUGAAAAUGUAUGUUAUCGGAUAUGAGCGGUCGACAGGGGAUGCUUACUCCUUCAAGGCACCUGAUCUUACCUCUGGUGUGCCCUGAGGUCCGUGAUUGCCCUCCCCUUUUUGUAUUCUUUAUGGGAUUUAUGAGUUUGAUCACUGUUCAUUAUCUUCAUUUUUCAUUGCUUGGUGUAAAUAUCGCGUUUUAAUGCAAAUAAUUCCAAUGUUAUUUAAUAGCAUUGUUUUGAUUGGACAACAAUUAAGUUAAAUGAGAAUUUAUACAUCAAUAAACCCAAAAAUGUUAUGUAUACAUACGCGCCUGAAAACAAAUAACAUAGUGCGAGGAAACUAUUCAUCAAAUUUUGAAAUUGGUAAUGCAGGGAACGAUUUGUAAUUAUAAAAAUCAAACAUUCUUUUUGAAGAAUAUUUGAUGUGUAAACUUUGGAUAUUUUACUCACAAACUUAACCUAAAAUUGCUUCGCACUUUUAUUCAGUUUGUGAGUAAAAUGUCCAGAGUUUACACAUCGAUAAAUUCUUCAAAAAGAAUGUUUAAUCCUAUAAUUUCUAAAUCCAUAUUAUCUUAAUGUUUUAUCUCGUUGAUAUAUGAUACAUUGCAUUGCUCCAUAACUUCCAAAAUAAUUGUUGUAUUAUCUUUGUCUUCCAUUGCUUUCCAUGUACAUUUCAGAGGCACUCUACGUUUUAAAUAUCUAUAAUUAAAACAAUUGUCUUCCUGUAAACAUAAUAUUCACAAGGUAUAUCACGCCGCCAUCUUGGUUUUCAUUUUUACCAGCUGCAUCGCUUGAAAAUUUCGGAGAAAAGUUCGAUAUAAUAUGAUAAUUAGACCCCUACCGUUUAGAAGCAACUCUGUCAAGGUCAUAUUUUAUCGAACUUUUCUCCGAAAUUUUCAAGCGAUGCAGCUGGUAAAAAUGAAAACCAAGAUGGCGGCGUACAGGAAGAAUUUUUUUUUUAAUCAUAGAUAAAUGUAUUUAAAACGUCGAGUGCCUGUGGUAUAUUUAUAUACAUGUGUAUUUGUAAUUAAUAUGCGCAUUUUAAUUUUUUUAACUUUGUAAUGUACAUUCAUAUCAUACCCUAUUGUUAAGCGUCUUAGGGUAAUAGUACACAAGACGCUCUAUAAAUGGUUUUAUCAUCACUGUUAUUUCUUGUAUUAUUCCAAUUAAUGGCACCUAACUGUAAGACGACUUCAUUUCCCAGUUUAUUCAUUAGUUCUUAAUACUGAAGUACUAAUAUAAGCAUACAAUAUUAUAUGUAUUGAUUUGAUCGUAUUAAACAGUUUUCUAGA
Messenger RNA from Ostrea edulis (European flat oyster), 10733 nucleotides. RefSeq lists its product as uncharacterized. NCBI's taxonomy places the organism in Eukaryota, Metazoa, Mollusca, Bivalvia, Ostreida, Ostreidae. Bases 5934 to 8867 code for a protein of 977 amino acids. The record is from RefSeq and is a predicted model, not a curated record. The transcript has 13 exons.